AUGUCCACCGCCGUGUGGCCGCCCAUCGAUGACGAUCGUCUUGCUCGGGAGCAGGCGGCGUCGCAAGCCCGCGAGCUCGAGUGGCUGUUGGUGCAGCUGGGUGAGACGCUACAGUCGCUGAAAGCAGGUCUAGAAGAGUGCGCUGCCCUGCUUGCGCCCUCUGAGAAUGCUUCGACGCUUGUGCUAUCCUCUGUACGCUCUGAGAGCCUCAAAGGGCUCGUUACGCGCAUCGGUACUCGCAUCACCAAAGGCAACAUCAAGCUACGCCUUGCAAGCCUCCCACCGCCCAAAGGCUCUCUGACCUACGACCUUACCAUCUCUUCUGCACCACACGCCCCUACACUCGUCGUGCCUCAGCUUAUUUCAAUACGCACGUCCAUCAAUAGCUGCUUAGAUGCCAUUGACGUUGCGACAUGGGGAGGAGAUGCUACCAAUGCCAACUUCGUCGCCGGCCAGCUGCAGUUGCUACAUGAUCACAUAAUCGAGGCCCAAGCAUCACUCAAGGGUCACUCGGAUGUGCAGGUGCCAUGGUGGGAAAAUGCGGUAGAUGAAAAGACCUUCGAACCCCCUCUACCACCUACUGUCUCCUUUCACUUGUUCGUCUUCGAUGCAGCUCUCGUUCUCGAAAUCCGUACUCUCGAGCCACAUCAGGCCGGCGACAGCUCAUCGCUCACCGGAUUCAGCCUUCGCAACACUUUCGCAUCAGCCCUCGGUGCUACACGAGCCCCUGCGCAUGAUGAGGCUGACCGCACAUUCAAAUAUAAAGACCAAGACGUCCGCGUAAAAGAGAAGAUACGAGUUGAGAGCCAAGAUCCAGCCCUCAUCUCCGCCUCGGCAAAGCUCAACGCCCUUGGACACAGCCUGAUGCUGAGCCGAAAAGCGCUCAACAUUGUCAUGGGUCGUGACGAGCAGAUUGACUAA
This is a messenger RNA of Pyrenophora tritici-repentis Pt-1C-BFP, 921 nucleotides long. Its product is annotated as Rogdi-lz domain containing protein. Gene Ontology annotation, cellular component: RAVE complex. Lineage: Eukaryota; Fungi; Ascomycota; Dothideomycetes; Pleosporales; Pleosporaceae. The record is from RefSeq and is a predicted model, not a curated record.